Messenger RNA from Rana temporaria (common frog), 1169 nucleotides. RefSeq names its product fibronectin type III domain containing 9 (gene FNDC9). Bases 353 to 1018 code for a protein of 221 amino acids. The transcript has 2 exons. Lineage: Eukaryota; Metazoa; Chordata; Amphibia; Anura; Ranidae. Gene Ontology annotation, molecular function: protein binding. The record is from RefSeq and is a predicted model, not a curated record.
GUUCUUCCUAAAGGAGAGAGCAUAAGGCAGCAAAGUAAAUCAGGCUGUAGAGGGGGAGGGAGAAAAAAAAAUCAUCUAUAUAAGUCUUUGAAAACCAAGGCAACUGAACAAGGGAAUAUGCAUUCACACAUGAAUUCAAGCAGCACAGACAAAGGAGUCACUUUAUCAGUGUCCCUGGAGAACAGAAAUAGACGUGAUGGGCAUGGGGAGCUGGCAAACUGAGGAAUGCAGGCAGCGAUAAGCCACAGGUGCACACUGCAUCAGACAGAUCUUCAUACAGCAAGAGCGUACAUCAUUUCAACACCUAAGAAGUUUCAUUGUCACCUCAGCUGAAGAAUUUUCUCAAGAUACCAUGGUCAUCUCUGUUCAGAAUGUUACAGCCAACACGGCUGUGGUCAUUUGGCCAUCAAUCGCAAGCUGUGCCGACAGCUUCUAUAGUGUCAUGUAUCAGUCCAACUGGAGUACAAAGUUGUCUGGGUAUUCCAGAGAGAAAUUUAAGGAGGAGCGGAUACCUACAAGCCGAACAUUCCAUACUGUGGAGAACCUCACUCCCCUCACAACAUAUAUUCUGUGUGUGACUUGUCAGUCCGCCAGUCCAGCCAGUGACCAGUGCAAAGUCUUUCACACUUUAGACCAAGAUCCAGCAACUGUAAACAGCAAGAAAAAAGAUCUAGCACUAGGUAUUUGGCUCACAAGCAGCAUUAUACUUCUUAUUAUAGCUUGCAUUUUAAUCUAUGGCUGCUUACACAUAUGGUGGCGAAAGCGUCAAGAACGUGCUAUGGCCCAAAAUGCCGUAAGCAACGACAAGAACAAGAGACAGGCCUGGACAAAAAAUGAACUAGUAGAGGAGUAUGAGAAGCCUGGCCUGUUAGCAGUGACCGAGGAGAAGAGAGAGGAAGUCUGCGCAGACAACACCCCAGAAGACACUCAAAAUGAUCCUUUAACAGCAGAUGAAACCAAUAGCCUGAACUGCACUGAUAAAGAACAAAAGGCUGCAAAACUAACUGCAGCGUACUGACAAUGGCCAUGCCUCAAUGUGUCUUCAAUAGGUCACUAAUCAAGUAGACCUUAAAGAAUCAUAACAGCAGUAAAUUGGUACCAGAUUAAAAAAAUAUAAAAAAUAUCACAGAUUUAAGCCUAGUCACGAUCAGAAAAUCGUACAAAAAAAA